Pogona vitticeps (central bearded dragon) is the source of this 1923-nucleotide messenger RNA. RefSeq lists its product as uncharacterized. Lineage: Eukaryota; Metazoa; Chordata; Lepidosauria; Squamata; Agamidae. The record is from RefSeq and is a predicted model, not a curated record.
UCUUUCCACUCUAUGUUCUUCUUCUUUUCUUUUUUUCUUGUACCUGCUUCUGACAUCAUUUCCUCAGUUGUAUAUUGGUUUAACAGCAAAGCCAGAUUUUAUUUUCAGCACACGAUGCAAGAAGAUGUUUAAAAUGGAUUUCAGUCUUUCUUUUCCCUUGACAUUCAUGCUGGUGAUUCUGACCAUUCUUGAUGCCCAAACUUGUACUGGCAUGAUCCGGAUUGCUGGAGACAUUGGCAGCACAAUUUCUGUUCCUCUGAAAAUUCUAAACACAACCGAUUUUUCAGUCACAAAAGACUGUCCUCACUUAAUAAACGUAAGCACGGACUGUUGCAGUGACUAUGAGAAACGGAUGUGCCUGAGUAAUGGUACCCUGGAGAUGAAGAAUUUAACUGACAAGGAUGAAGGGAGAUACACACUUGCUGUUGGAAAUGAGAGCAAAACCUUAUUACUUAGAGUGUGUGAACCACCUUUAGUUGUUCGUAUUCACUGUCUUUCUGAUGGAAGAGCUGAUGUCUCCUGUGAAGUGGGUGGACACCCCAAUGACAGUGUUCACUGGACUCUGAAUGGAAGAAAGAUGAAUGAUACUGAGGUUUGUCAGAAGGAUGGUGGCAAGAGGAUUAUUUUGGAAAAAGGAACCCAUGGAAAGCUGGUUUGCUAUAGAAGUAAUGCCUGUAACAGCUCCUCCAUUGAGUUGUCAUGUAAUGAUGGCAAUGAAGGGGAUCUGCUGCAGCACCCACUCUUCCUCUACAUUCUGGCAGCAUGUGGAGGGGGUGCCCUCCUUCUGGCCAUCCUUGCCUCCCUGAUCACCUGCUGCUGCAUGAAAAGCAUGCAUCAUUUCGUUCCCGUGCCUGCAGAGGAUGAAAAAGAUGAGGGGAUCACUCUGUCUGCCAUUUCCAGUGAAGGUCCAAAGAGUCCACCUAACGGAGAACACUGUGAAGCCACAGGUGCCCUUCCUGCCAGUAUUCCGAAUCCUGAUUCUGAGACCUGUGGGAGUUCUAAACAGCAGCCUAAAAUGGAUCUGAAUCCUACUGCUGGCUCUGAGGGGAAAUCAGAAACCAAAACAGAAGAAAAGACUGGAACAGAAACAGAGUUUCGAGAGGUUAUGGUUGACACUGCAGCCCUAGAACUUGUGGAUGAUUGUUUUUCUGAUCCUGUUGAUGCUUGAUCAGAUGUUCUCCUUUUAUGCCUCCCCACAGUCUAGGGAAUUGGUGGUUCUUCAUUCCAACCUGUCUCAAAAUGACCAUGACCUUAUAAAUAUCUGCCUUCCAAUAGCUAAGCCUGCAAACCUGCUUAAUAGUUCAUAUAGGCCAAGGCAGUGAUUGUACUCUAAACAUUAGAUUUAGAAUUAUAUAUGAAGAAUCUAGAUGUAAGGCUUCUUAGCCUCAAAUGAUCUAAAUAAUGUCAGCUUUAUUUCCAUGUCAGUGUUUUCUGGUUUUCUUGAACCCUUGAGAUUCUUGGUUCUGCUGAGACUUGGGCAUGCAAAUUAUGAAACACCAAAGAGGAAUUUCAAAGCAUUUAAUGCUGAAAAUCAUGACAAGCAACACUGUAGAAAAUUCCAAAUGGAAAGAGAGAAAUGUGCUUUUGCAAAUUCUUGUGAUCAAGAAGUAGUAUCAUGCAUGAUGCUGAAUGUUUACGAAAACCAUCCUGACCCAUAGGUUGUAAGCAAGGUUUCCUCUAAGGUCUGCACCUGUGUGUGCACAAUUUUACCUCCCUCUGCACAUAGAUUGUUUUCAGCCUCUUUUAUUCUUGUUGUGAUGGAACCCUGCGUGAGGGGCAUGGAGUUGCACAUGCACACAGGGGCAAAGUCGCGUGUGAGAGAGGCAGAGUCCAGCCCAGUGAGGCUGAAAUUAGAGGGUACAUUGGUUUUAAGUCAUCAGGUAAACUAUAUACAGUGGUGCCUCGCAUAGUGACGAUAAUCGG